AUGCUUGCUUGGGAACCACUCAUUGAACCAACAAUAGAUGCAAGUGGAUCUAUUCUUUCACCUUGGUGUAUCACAUGUUCAAUUGUACCUAUAUUGUCAUUAAUUGAAAAAAGUGGAUCGGCAGUAUCAAAUGAACAAGAACGAAAAGAGGGUGUACCAUCAAUAAAUUCUAAGCAAAUUAUAUUCAUACGUGCCGAUCAAUUACUUAAUUUAACAAUAACAAAAACAGGUUUUGAUUUAGUACAACGUUUAUCAGUUUUAUUCAAUGAUGUUUAUAAUAAACGAUUACCAUUUACUGAAGAUAAUGAUCAGCCAAUGUUAUCAUUAUUUAAUGGAACUGGACGAGAAAUAUUCAUUGAUAAUUUAGAUGGUCUUGAAUUUGCUGAAAAUAUGACACUCACAUCAAAAGCUUUAAAACUAGAUGGUUUCGUUCCAUUGGUUGUAGCAAAUGAUCGUCAAUCAGCAGCUAGACUUUCUGUUAUUGAAGAACAAGAUUUUAAACGACGACAAGAAUUUGACGUUAAAGUAAAUAAAAUUUUAAAAAAAAUCUAUACAUAUCUGGAAUUCAAAUAACUUGAUAAAAAUUACUAGUAGAUACUUGCGAACAGAAUCUUUAAAUAAUUAAAAGUAUAUAUUUAAUAUUCUUUCUGCAAAUAUGAUAGCGCUUCAAAUUGUCUAAUUCUACAAAGAAUCGUCUAUUCUAUUAUUCUUUGCAGCUGAAAUAAGACUAUUUUUCAGUAUCUUGAAUGUUGAAAUCUUAUAUUUAUUUAAUUUUCUUAGAUUGGAGAUGUUGUUA
Molecule: messenger RNA, 796 nt
Organism: Adineta steineri
Lineage: Eukaryota; Metazoa; Rotifera; Eurotatoria; Adinetida; Adinetidae
Source: the annotation of a GenBank genome assembly